This is a messenger RNA of Rubroshorea leprosula, 2742 nucleotides long. Lineage: Eukaryota; Viridiplantae; Streptophyta; Magnoliopsida; Malvales; Dipterocarpaceae. The record is from the annotation of a GenBank genome assembly.
GAGAGAGAUACGAUAUUUUGUUGAGUAGCAUGAACUACUUACAGGCCCAAGCCUUUGAGAUAAAUAUAGACGUUUUAGAUUUCCUUAAAAGGAAUUUGGAUUCCUUAGUUAAAUCAGGCCUACUUAUGCCUAGUCAUCUUGCAUCAUUGAAUAUAGCCAAAGCUACCUCACUCUUAAGAAAGGCUUACUUAGAGGAUAAAUCUAUAACAAAGGAUUUUCAAUAUCAAGAUUUGCUUAAUGAGUUCAUGUUGCGUAUUCAACGUGCUCGUUAUGAGAAAUUUAUAUUCAAAAUAGCAUCAGCCUACGCAGGGUAUAAGUUUUAUCUACCAGCCUUCGUUGACUUCCGUGGUAGGAUUUACCGCUCUGGGGUAUUACAUUUUCAUGAACGUGAUUUAGCUAGGGGUCUAAUAGUAUUUUCUUCUGUAAGAAAGAAAUCAGAUACUGAUAUCAAUGAGGUAUAUGAUUUUAUAGCUAAUGCUGCUGCUUUUCAUUUUAAGAAGUUUGAUACUUAUGAAGAUGCUAAUCAAUGGUUUCACGACCAGGAAGUCAAUUUGAAUUCUGAUGAUAGACUCAUUAAGUUUGCUGGAGAUGCUAAAAAUCCAUAUCAGUUCAUAAGCAAGGUUUUAAGUUUCGGUAAACACGGUACUAUAUCACCUUUGCAAAUUCCUAUCACACAAGAUGCAUCAGCAAGUGCUUAUCAGCUCAUUAGUUGUCUUUUGUUAGAUAAAGAAUUAGCUAAGCAUACUAAUCUAAUUCCCAAUCCCGAGGUGGAUAAGGAGGGUCCAGCUCUCACAUUUAGAGAGAAUGAGAUAGAUCAGCCUGUGUAUGAUAUGGUUGAAAGACUUGUGUUUCAGAAAGCUGAGACAUACGAAGAUAGUGAGCUAUCUGGUAUUUUUAUUCGAAUAUAUCUUUUAGAUAUGAAGGAUAGUGCGAUGCCUAAGCCGCUCUCUGAUGAGGAGAUUGCUAGCAAGAUCUGGGAAUGCAUUAACAGUAAGGUGGUGGUUGAACCUAAGGAAACAAUAAAGUUCAAACAUAGUAAGCGUCGUUAUCCAGAGUAUCUCACUGCACUCAAACCGAGUAAAAGACCAAAGCAGUCUUUCAUUGUUGCUGAUUCAGAGACUGUUCUAAUAAAUAAUGUUCAUGUACCUUACGCAGCGGGCUUUUUAGUUGUUAGAGUAGGUGAUGAGCUGCUUUCAGAGACUGCCAAUCAACGUUUAGCAGCAGUUGUUAGAAAUGAACCAUCUAUUAAAACGGUCUAUUUCCACAACUUCUCACGAUUCGAUGGUAUUCUUAUACUGAAAUAUUUAGCUACUCAUGGUAUGAAGUACACGUUCAUUCCUCUUAUGAGGAACAAUAUGCUAUAUGAGUUAGCUAUCUAUCGUGGAAAGAAGCUGCUAUUCCGUCUAAAGGAUUCCAUCACAUUGCUCCCAAGUAGUCUUGAUAAAUUAGCAAAAAAUCUCUGUCCAGAAUUAGGAACAAAAGGAUCAAUCCAACAUGAGGAUGUGCAAGAGUCGAAUCUGAUUCCUCUCCGAAAGGAAUUGUUAGACUAUAUGAAGCAGGACAUCCUUCUCCUUGGAGGUGUAAUGCAAAAAGCUCAAGAUAUAUAUUGGACUCAGUACAAAGUAGAUAUCGUGACAAAAUUAACCUUGUCAUCGCUAGCUCUCACGAUUUUUCGUUCGGUUUAUUACAAUCAAAAAGACUGGCCUAUCUAUAUCCCAAAUCGGAACGAAGACUCUUUCAUUCGUAGUGCUUACUAUGGUGGCCAUGCUGAUACAUAUAUACCACAUGGUGAAAACCUAUAUUACUAUGAUGUAAACUCUUUGUAUCCAUAUAUUAUGAAAACAUUUCCUAUGCCUGGGGGUAAGCCCAUAUGGGAUGGAAAUUUACUAGGCCAGGACUUAGACAACUUGUUUGGUUUUAUUGAAGCUUAUGUUGAGUGUCCACCUAAUAUAAAACGACCAUUUUUACCAUAUAGGGAUAGUAAGAGGAAAAUACUACGCUUCCCUACAGGUCAAUUUGUAGGGGUUUAUUACAGUGAAGAAUUAAAGUAUGCGCGCGACAUAGGCUACCAGAUCAUGCCUCUAAAAGGGUACUUGUUUGAAAACAAGAAUAGCACCCCUUUCGGGGGCUUUGUUUCCACCCUAUUCGAAAAAAGACAAGAAGCUAAGAAAACUGGUAAUGAAGCCUUGUCCUAUGUGUACAAGAUCCUUAUGAAUUCACUCUACGGUAGAUUUGGAAUUAACCCUAAUUGCACAUUCACCGAGGUCUGCGAUGUUAAUCGAUAUAACAUUUUGACAAAGACAACAGAUUUCAUUUUUGCGGACAAGCUUAGCGAACAUUACUAUAUCGUCAGUUACCAUAGCUAUAUCUAUGCAGAAGAAGAGUCGGAGUGGAAGCCACCAAGGAUAUCAGCUGUUCAAUUGGCUGCUGCGGUCACAGCUUGUGCUCGGAUUCAUAUGUAUCCAUAUAUUUCCAGACCAGACUGUUACUACACGGAUACGGACUCUGUUGUUCUUGGUAAUCCUCUUCCUGAGGUCUUGUCAGAGCCAUAGAAUUGGGAUUCUUUGGGAUAGACUAGAUAUCAUUAGAAAAGAAACACAAGCUAGCCUUGGUAUCAGUGCUAGUAACAAAAGGAUACCUGUAUAUGAUACUAAUCAUCUUUGGGUGGACACUGUACCAUUUGAUGUUACAGACUUUGCUGGUCAAGAAAGAAAGGUACUUGAAUAUAAAUUGAGCUGUCUU